GACACCAGUAGUGCAAGACAAGGGUGCUGUACCACAAUGAUCGGAAGACUGGCUGCUUUGAUUCUACUUAGUACAAUGUCUCUGAUUCAAACUGCAGAGGUUCCUCACCAGCUCUCUUUGACUGUGUUUGAACUUGGUGACAAUUUUACUUUUCACUGUCCAGUUUCUGAGACGGAGAGCAAAUACUUAUACUGGCAUAAGCAGUCUCUUGGAUAUAUGGUACAAACGAUCGCUGCUGUCAUUCAUAGCAAAAUAUCAGUUACUGAACAAUUUAAAGACUCACGUCUUACAGUCACAAAAGGGGAUACUCAGUAUUUUCUCACAAUCAGAAAUGUCAGCAAAGAGGAUGAAGCAACAUACUUCUGUCAAAGUGGAGCAGCGUAUUCAAAGAGUUUUAUUAAUGGCAUCUUCUUGGCUGUGAUUGAUCGUAACCAGCAGAAAUCUGUCAACGUGAAACAAAGUCCAGAAACAGCAUCAGUCCAGCCGGGCGGCUCGGUGACUCUCCAGUGUUCACUUCUCUCCAAGAACAAAGAAGACCAGUGUCCAGGUGAACACAGUGUGUACUGGUUCAGAGCUGGAUCAGGAGAAUCCCAUCCAGGUGUUAUUUACACUCACAGGAACAGCAGUGAUGAACAAGAGGAAAGGAGCUGUGUCUACAGUCUGUCCAAAACUAUACACAACUCCUCUGAUACUGGGACUUACUACUGUGCUGUGGUCACAUGUGGAGAGAUCCUGUUUGCUGAAGGAACCAAAGUGGAGACAAAUAAAUGUCUCUUAGGAAAUGUUACUGAUUCAGGAUCAGAACUGGACCCAGUUGUCCUUGUGCUUGGAGUGCUGUUGGCCUGCUGUGUGACUGUGAUUGCCGUCCUUAUUUUCUACGUAAAUCAGAGGAACGUUUGUGAACACUGCAAAGCAGCAAUGAGUGAUUCCUAUCAUCUUGGACACGACAAGUCAACUGUGGAUCAAUCAAAUGAUCUGGCUGGUGAAGCAAAAGUAGUGAACUAUACAGCACUGGAUUUCUCCACAAGGAAAGUGAAAAGAGGGAAGAAGAAGGAAGACUACAUGACAGAGUGUAUGUAUUCUGUUGUUCGAGCAGAUUGCCACAACCAGCAACACCCCUCUCUAUAGGCAGAGCACGGCCUGUGCGCUGCUCCCCAAGUCUCUACAGAGGGCCUCAGUUUAGCUCAUGUUGAGGGUGGAUUCACAUGUAACAUUUUAUUCCCAACUGACAUCCCAUAAUGAUAGGAAGCAGUUGUGUAACAGAAUGUGUAUAUUUUCUAAAAAAGAUUUUCACUAUUUUGUGGGAGAGCUGCAGCUUUUCAGUUGCUUUGUUAGUUCAUUGCCACAGAAUGUGUGCCAGUAUUUCUGUAAGAGGACAUGUCGUCAACGUGUCUGUGGACCUGUGUUUGCUUCUGGUGUAUUGCUGAAAAUGGAUAUGGAGUAACUGUAUAUUCAUUAAUUAUUAAAUUCCUUUUUUUAAUCUAUUGAAGGUGAAAUUCAUGUUGAAAAGAAUGUACUAAUUUGUAGAUAUGUUUCUAUUUAACAAAUGCAAAGAUGCAAAAAUGCUACAAAAGAACUGCACACAGUACGUCUGUGAAAUCCCUGUGAAGUUGUCAAGAUUAGAAACUUGAUAAACUCUUAUUUUAUAUUAAUUAAAUACUGGAUUCGGUAAUUUUGGCAAAUGUUUGUAAAUCUCCAGAAUAACCAACACGUGUUUUGCACAGGAUCACAGCAUUAGCAACACUAUGGCAUAGAAAAACAGUUUUUUAUUGACAUAGUUUGAUAUCGUUACAAAUCAUGUUCACAAAUAGUUUGCGUGGUCACACAACAAAAACAAUAAAGAAAAAGCUACAUGCAUAAAUUCCAAAGACGUUUACUUGCAGUAGGCUUAUUGCUGUUUGGUCUC
Siniperca chuatsi (mandarin fish) is the source of this 1906-nucleotide messenger RNA. RefSeq lists its product as uncharacterized. Bases 37 to 1128 code for a protein of 363 amino acids. Lineage: Eukaryota; Metazoa; Chordata; Actinopteri; Centrarchiformes; Sinipercidae. The record is from RefSeq and is a predicted model, not a curated record. Gene Ontology annotation, biological process: response to bacterium. The transcript has 6 exons.